GGUCGGGUGGAAACACGCUCCAUCUCAAGUAGUCGGGUCAAAAAAGGCAAGCUCGCGAUCCUUCUCGGUGUGCCCGCUGCGCUGCCCUCGCACUCUUCCGACCUCGACUUCUGCUCUUUCCCUCGCCCCAGACGCUCCAUGGAGACCGCCUCCUUCUUCCCGGUGGAUCCGCAGAUCCCCAUCGACUUCAAGAUCCGCAAAUCCCUCACCGGCCACGGGUUAACCGUCCGCGACGCCCAGGGCAGCCUCGCCUACCGGAUCUGCGCCCCCCGGCGCCUCCGCUGCUCCUCUUCCUCCGCCCCCAAUCCUCGCCUCACCAAGACCCUCUUCGACGCCGCCGGCAAUCCCUUGAUCAGCGUCGUCUAUCACAACGAUGAGUGGCACGGCUACAGAGGGAACAGCCAGGAACUGAAGGAUUUGAUUUUUACAGUGAGAAAGAUAUUAUACUCUCCAUUUGAAACUGAGCUACACGUGUUCUUAUCAAGCACGAAUAUAGGUGACCAAAAACCAUGUUUUAGACUCAAAGGCAACCCUUUUCGAAGAGCAUGCACCAUAAUAAGUGGGAAUUCGACUGUGGCUCAGACAAGUCUCUUGUACAAACUGAGGAAGAUUAUUUAUUCAAGGCAUAAGUUUCGACUUACUGUUUAUCCUGGAAACGAUUGUGUUCUUGUCAUCGCGAUGCUCAUGGCUUUCUUUUGGAAGUAACCUGCUAACGGAGGGCUAAACGUUGGUGAUGCAGUUGUAAGGAGUUCUCAUUCCUCCACAAGUAAUCUCCUGAGCCAGGUUGAUUGGGCAAUUCAUUGAUUUUUCUCAUGAAUGAUGUCUUAUCACUGGACUGCAAAUUGUUACUGGGGGCAUUUUGAAUGUACUGUAAAUAGUUCCAUUAUCACAUCGAGUAAAGAUUUAUCCAUUUAACCUUGGCCUUCCCAGUUUGUUAUGUCCGUGCACUAGAUAAGAGGCCCAAGGACAUUAUUUGCUGUGAAGAAAUUGGACGGUAAUCAAUACAAGAUUCGGUUUAUGUUUUGCCUGGGUGCUUUACCUAUUUCUGAAUCCUGCUCUAGACAAGGUGUACUCCAGUCGACAAGUGCAGACCUGAAACACACCAAUUCCUUCCGGAUGAACGAAGGCAAAAAUCUGUUGCUUGAUAAGCAAUACAUAAAAAAAUCUGUUUCUUGAUAAGCGAUGUGUUGAAGUUGUUGGAUGUUUUCUCAGGAGGCAAAAACUCAUGUUCUUGCUAAGAGCUUAUUUGUGAUGUGAAAUCUAUGGAACUUUAUGGUUCUGAAAGUUUUAGAAGCAGGUCUUUGUAAAAUAUGGAUCCAAUGAAUUAAACCUGCUAUAGGGUGGAUUAAGUUGAAUGAUGAUGAGACUUAUGAUGAUCAGGUCUAAAAAGGGUGGUGUUGGUUUCUAUUGUCUGAUAGUAAUGAUGUAUGUCUACUGACAAACUGCAGGAUUUUCUUGGAAGAGAGGAGUAGAUACAAUGGGCUAAUGGCCAUUUGAUGGGAUCAAGCCAGCUAUCACAGAGGGCAUUCAAUGCCUUGAAAUUGAAUCUGAUGAUGCUGACUUGGUGCAAGUUUUGAACAGGGAGGAACCAGCCCCAUGGUGUCUGACUAACAGUUUUAGAAACCUUAUUUGUUGGCUAAACAAGUUUCAAUAUGUAAAGAUUCUUCAUAUUUAUAAGGAAUGCAAUAGAUGUGGGCAUUGCCUAGCUGCCUAUAAAUUUUGUUUC
This is a messenger RNA of Musa acuminata subsp. malaccensis (wild Malaysian banana), 1726 nucleotides long. RefSeq names its product protein LURP-one-related 7. The record is from RefSeq and is a predicted model, not a curated record. Lineage: Eukaryota; Viridiplantae; Streptophyta; Magnoliopsida; Zingiberales; Musaceae.